Messenger RNA from Colletotrichum phormii, 1066 nucleotides. RefSeq names its product glutathione-dependent formaldehyde-activating enzyme. The record is from RefSeq and is a predicted model, not a curated record. Bases 308 to 685 code for a protein of 125 amino acids. The transcript has 3 exons. Lineage: Eukaryota; Fungi; Ascomycota; Sordariomycetes; Glomerellales; Glomerellaceae.
UUUAGUCGUCAAAAGGUUGCGAUCCAAAUGCUGAGCUCACGCGCCCGCAAGAAACCAGCCAAUCAACGAUGGCGAAUUAUCUAAUUUGAGGCGAUCUCAGCUGAUCAACGGCGCCCUUCGUGUCAAGCCUGAACAUUAACAUCACGGCGCCUGCGGAAGCUUGUGUUUCUUCUCAUUUGUGUUCACAUUCGCCAUCGACAAACGAUACUUUUCACAGCCGAUAUCCGACCUAUGGCAACAGCAUCGCCACAGCUCUACAUAUGUAAAUUCGACCGGCCGGAACCGAGCAUCAGACUUUACCCUCAACAUGGACGUUGAGUGUCAAUGCGGCACGGUUACGUUCAAGACCCCAGCACCAGAGCCCCUCGAUCUCUACUGCUGCCACUGCUCGCAAUGCCGCAAGCAAUCCGCUUCAGCAUUCGCUCGUCCCACAAAGAGCGGCGGGUACAUGGAUUGCUACUUCUGCCGGCUGUGCGGGACCCGAGUCUUUCAUCGCACCCACGAUGAGAAGGGAGUACCCAAAUCGACGGUCAGCAUCAAAGGAGGAUUGAUCUUGGGACUCAAGAUGGAUAGUGGAAAGCAUAUCUGGACGAGCAGAUCGGUAGUGAAGGUUCCUGAGGGUGCCGAGAAGUAUGAUGAAUCUCCGCCUACAACGCCCCACAGCAGCAAGGAUUCAAAAGCUUAGGAAACCCUAAGAGAAUGUCCACGGAUCUAGGGCACACAAGUUAUUGGCUGCUGGUUUUAUCGUCUUGUCGGGAAUAGAUUGGACGGUACACAAACAGGAUGCCGUGCAAUAUUGCUUAUGCACGCCCCUAUCAGUAAUCGUUUGAUUGCCUGUCCUUCAUCUUCUUACUCGCGGCCAUUACUUUAGAGAGGGCGUCAGAGUGCCUUAACACUUUAACGGUAAAGGCCGCAGCCAAUUUUGUUACUAGGCGGCCUUCGGAGACAAGGAGCAGAAGUCCAGAGUCUUUCGGACCGCACAACAGAGGGCCACUAGUGCAAAAGAUUCAUGGAUUUGCUUGCAAGGCAUCGCGGAGACAAGUAAACGCAGUUUAUGGCUCAAAAG